AUGUUCAGGGCCUCAGCUCGUGCUGCCAGAAUAAACUUUAGGAGAUUCAACUCCUCGGGCCACCACGAUGCCCCAGCUCCAUCGCAAAACGAAAUCGACGUUACAAAAGUGUUUGGCGUUGCUCUUUUGGCAGGCGUCUCCCUCUUCUUCUACAGAUCUUCCAAGGAGCCCGUCAUCAAGACCCCCUUGUACAACCAAGUGGAGGAGCGUGUGCAAAUGAGAAACGAAGCUUACGCCAGAAAGUACAAGACCUCUUUCAUCAAGUCUUUCAUCAGAGACAAGGGCGGUAUCGGCCUGAAGCAGCACAGAAGAGAAGUCAUUGGCGCUGUUCCAACCACCGCCAUCCCUACACAUUCUCCAUACGGCAAUCAGUUUGGUGCUGGUAUCAAGACCGCUGAUUUGGGCCCAAGAAAGGAGAGAAUCAAGUACUACGCCCCAUUGGAAAACUAA
Molecule: messenger RNA, 450 nt
Organism: Candidozyma duobushaemuli
Lineage: Eukaryota; Fungi; Ascomycota; Pichiomycetes; Serinales; Metschnikowiaceae
Exons: 1
Coding region: 1-450 (149 amino acids)
Source: RefSeq, a predicted model, not a curated record